Molecule: messenger RNA, 701 nt
Organism: Mandrillus leucophaeus (drill)
Lineage: Eukaryota; Metazoa; Chordata; Mammalia; Primates; Cercopithecidae
Source: RefSeq, a predicted model, not a curated record
UCAGUGAGGCCGGCGCCCGCCAGUAAUAAACAUGGCUCCCUAAAGCCGCUCGGGCUCAAGAGCAACAUGGAGGCCUGCACUUCAUCGCUCCUCUCUGGGGGCGGCCAUACUGAGGAGGCAUCUCUUCCGUGCAGGCAGGCUGUCCUGGGGACCUCAGAGAUUCUCUCCAGCGGCAGCGGAAAAUGGGCAACGGGUGGAUUCGGGUCCAGAUUCCGGCAGGAGGGAGUUUGGGAUCGAGAUGUGGAAAAAAGCAUUAGACUGGAAGAGGACGCGAUGGAGUCGGAGCCGCUGGCGGGGACAAAAACCUGGGGCUGGGGAAGGCGCCGGUGGGAGGCAAGGCGCCGAGGGACUUUACCCGCGCACGCGUCGCAGCCGUCUCCGCGCACAGUGGUGGCCAUCGCGGCUGGUGCCCCAGUGUCGGCGUGUGCCGGGGGCUCCACUGGGACCCCGGUCGCUCGCCCUGAGUCUCCCCUUCCUCAGCUGUACGCUUGGGACAAGAACAGUAACCCGCCAUCAAGACAGGCCGGGGCUGUCCGGAGGGCCCACGCCUUAGAGCAGGCCCCUAUCGUGUUCAGGGCCCUGAGAUGGGGUCUGACUCAGUUCCUGCGGGGAAAUUCACCAGUGACCCAGUGAGUGCCCUUCAGUUAAAGACCACCAGGAGCACACUUGAUGUUACAAAACAAAGGAGUCUUCAAUGUUCU